AUGGCGGAUUCCUAUACCUGUAAAGGUGGAAGGAAAACUGCAGGCUCGCACAAACCCGCUGCCAGCAAGGAGAGCAGGACAGAGACAAGGAUAAACCCACCGGCAGAGCUGCCCAAGCUUGGGAAUGCAACCAGUGACAAAACCGAAGGCAGGAAGAAAGGACGACCCAAGGCUGAGAACCAGGCACUGAAAGACAUCCCUCUCCCCCUGAUGAACCAGUGGAAGGACGAAUUCAAAGCCCACUCCAGGGUGAAAUGUCCCAAUGCAGGCUGCUGGCUGGAGUUCCCCAGCAUUUAUGGCUUGAAGUACCACUAUCAGCGGUGCCAAGGGGGUGCAAUCUCAGAGAAGCUGACAUACUCAUGCUCGUACUGCGAAGCUGCCUUCACCUCCAAAACCCAGCUGGAGAAGCAUCGGCUCUGGAAUCACUUGGACCGGCCAGUGCCAACCAGCAAAGCAGACAACAAAGUGCCCAAGGCCAUUGGGAAGAGCAGUGGCAAGAAAAGAGCUGCUGAGAGUUCAGCUUGCCCCACCAUCCAUCCCAAACAGGCAAAGACGGACAAAGCCGUGGCCCAGGACCACACGGAGAAUGGCGAGUGCCUGGCGGAGAGCCGGGAGAGCAAGGAAUUCCACAUCGCCGGAGCCGAGGCCAUGGCAGCCGCCACCCCUACAGCCAAGUCCUCCAGUGGCAAGGACACCAUGCAGCAGGGGGGCAGCCAGGCCUCACUGCAGGAGGAAGACCCCGAGAGGAUGAAGCACAGAAGGAAACAGAAAACUCCUAAGAAGUUUACGGGGGAGCAGCCAUCCAUCUCGGGGACGUUUGGACUGAAAGGGCUUGUCAAAGCAGAGGACAAGGCGAAAGCUCAUCGAGCCAAGAAGUUGGAGGGGAACACCAACAUAGAGGAGCUGAAAAAGAAACCUCUAGGAGCUGGUGUGAAGAAGGAAACGGCUGUGCAUCUACCAGCAGCAAACCCUGAGGACCAGUGGCAACGGGAGAUCAGUGAGAAGGGAGAAGUCGCCUGUCCAACCUGCAGUGUUAUAACCAGGAAAACUAUUGUGGGGCUCAAAAAGCACAUGGAUGUCUGCCAGAAACUGCAGGAUGCCUUGAAGUGUCAGCACUGCAAAAAGCAGUUCAAGUCCAAAGCUGGGCUGAAUUACCACACCAUGGCUGAACACGUCAGCAAGCCUGUUCCUGUGGAAACCGCUGGACUUGGUGAACAGNNNGAGCGGGAAAGGCUGAGGAAAGUGCUAAAGCAGAUGGGAAAACUGAAAUGCCCCAAUGAGGGGGACGGCAGAGCUGCAGAGCCUCUGGGCAGGACAGAGCCGGGCAGGGCCGGGCCGGGCAAGCCUCCGGAGGAGCCAGAGGUGAAGCCAGAGCCUGGUCCCAUAGAAGAUUUCGAAAGGACCCCGAGCGGCCGCAUCCGUCGGACAUCGGCCCAAGUGGCUGUUUUCCACCUUCAGGAGAUAGCAGAGGAUGAGCUCGCCAAGGACUGGACCAAGCGGAGGAUGAAGGAUGACCUGGUGCCCGAAACAAAGCGGCUCAAUUACACCCGACCAGGGCUUCCAAAGCUCAACCCGAGGCUGCUGGAGAACUGGAAGAAUGAAGUGAAGGAGAAGGGACGCAUCAACUGCCCCAACAACUGCUGUGAAGCCAUUUACUCCAGUGUCUCGGGGCUGAAAGCUCACCUGGCCAACUGCAACAAGGGGGACCACUCGGUGGGCAAGUACCGCUGCCUCCUGUGCCAGAAGGAGUUCAGCUCCGAGAGCGGGGUCAAGUACCACAUCAUCAAGGCUCACUCCGAGAACUGGUUCCGAACCUCCUCAGAGGCCAGCCGGAAAAAGAAAAGCAGGGAACAGCUUUCUUCCAGCAAAGAGGAGAAGAAGAAAAGCACAAAUGGAAAGAAAAGGGGGAGGAAACCCAAGGAGAGGCCUCCGGAAACAUCCCUGAAG
Messenger RNA from Nestor notabilis (Kea), 1947 nucleotides. RefSeq names its product zinc finger protein 512B (gene ZNF512B). The annotation marks the transcript as partial. NCBI's taxonomy places the organism in Eukaryota, Metazoa, Chordata, Aves, Psittaciformes, Psittacidae. Gene Ontology annotation, molecular function: zinc ion binding. The transcript has 17 exons. The record is from RefSeq and is a predicted model, not a curated record.